This is a messenger RNA of Serendipita indica DSM 11827, 5775 nucleotides long. The record is from the annotation of a GenBank genome assembly. NCBI's taxonomy places the organism in Eukaryota, Fungi, Basidiomycota, Agaricomycetes, Sebacinales, Serendipitaceae.
AUGUCGGGCCAAGGCACAUCCAAAUCCAAGAAAAAGCACGGAAAUGAGAAUUCCUCUGGAUCUUCAUCAAGCGCACACAACCAAACAAGCAAGCGUGGCCAAGUAUACAACACGGCCAAUGUCGGUCUCGACGUAUUGGCAAACAUCGCCGAGGGAUCAGAUAUCCUCGCUCCUCUUAAAGCAGCUUGUAGAACAACACAAUCGAUCCUUGGAGUCGUCCAGGCGAUAGAAAACAAUCAACAAGAAUGGGUCGAUCUAAUACAACGUCUGAAAGAUUAUACAUCUGCGCUCGAGGAACGAAUCGUAUUGAUCGAGGCGUAUCCUGUAGAGGGCAGGGCCAUCGACAAGGCAGUCAGACAGCCGCUCGUUCACUACGUCGAAUUCCUCCAAACUAUGCAUGAUACGGUCAUCAAUCUUCAGGCCAAACGCGACCGCAAACUUGGCUUCUUUAAAUCAUUCAGCAAAAUGAAGAUUGACGCAGGGGAGAUCUUGAAACUCAAUCGAGAUAUCGAAGAACGGCAUAGGCACCUUAUAGAGGCCUUGGGAGUGUUCACCGCCGUGCAUGUUCAAGUCAUCGAGGAGAGUACCAAAGUCAUCGAGGAGAGUACCAAAGUCAUCGAGAAGAAUACCAAGGUCAUUGAAGAGAAUACCAAGGUUCUUCUAACAGACGCCGAUGCCUCUGCUAUGCUCCAACUACCAAUCGUCGCAUUCGCUGCGUCCUCAGUCCACAGGACCUGCCUGAAAGGAACGCGCGAAGCCGUUCUUCAAACCAUCUGGCGCUGGGCCAACGAUGAUACGUCAGAGAAGCCAAUAUUUUGGCUUUGUGACAUUGCCGGCUCUGGCAAAUCGACAGUCGCAAUGUCCGUGGCUGAGUCGUGGAGGGAGAAAGGAGUCCUAGGCGGUCGAUUCUUCUUCUCUAUAUCAAGCAGCGAAGCAUCGACCACAGAAAAAUUCUGCUCCACCAUCGCCAGAGACCUUGUUCACCAUAUCCCCGAACUGGCACCGGACGUGGCUGGUGCUGUGAAGCGGAACCUCUCCGUCAUGCGAAGCUCCCUUGACGAACAGUUCAAGACACUCAUCACGGAUCCGCUCCUUUGUCGUCAAGGGCGCGUUAUUCUUGUUAUUGACGCUCUUGAUGAAUGCAAAUCUACAUCACAACGACGAGAGCUUGUUGAAACUCUAUCUACGGCUGUUCAAGCAAACAAAAAUCUCACGAUAUUCAUGACAAGUCGCCCAGACCCUGUUAUCGACGCAGUCUUAGGGCCACUCUCCAUCAAAUCCAAGCUAGAGGACCGCCUGCACGAUGUCCGUCACAGCGAUAAUAUCGGUGACAUCACAAUCUAUGUACACCAAUCGCUAGAUGGAAUCCUGUCCAAAGAAAAGAGGCAGAAGCUGAUCGACAAGUCCAACGGGCUGUUCAUUUGGGCAAGCACUGCAUGUCGAGUGCUCAGUGAUUAUACCAGCUUGAUCCCGGCGGAAAGCACAUACAAUCGUCUAGUCUCGAUAGAUCAGGCUGGGGCCAUAGAUGAUCUGUAUAGCCUCAUCUUCGAGCGGGUAGCACCCGAGUAUCAUGCGGUCAUGUAUCAAAUGCUUGCUCUUCUACUCGCCGCAUUUGAACCUCUCACCGCCGACGACCUGGACGACAUCCUGAAGCAUGCUAGAGUAGAGGGAAGCGCAAGCGCGUUGGUGCGGAAUCUUGGAAGCGUACUCACAGAGGAUGGAGCCACAAAGCAAAUCCAAUUUCGUCAUCCAACUCUCGUUGAGUACCUUCGACGCUGCUCCAGUAACCCUACUGUCGAAGCGCACAAUAAGGUAUAUAUCGACAUGGCCAAUGCACAUGGUCGAGCGGCAUCAUGGUGUUUCAAGAGCCUCCAGUCACGAAGUGAAGGCCUGAAGUUUAAUAUAUGUCAACUUGAAUCAUCUUUCUAUCUAAAUAGGGAGAUUCCAAACUUGGACGCCAAGGUAUCAAAGUUCAUUUCCAGACGACUUCGGUAUGCCAGCUCUCAUUGGCCGUUUCAUGCGGCGGAAACCAACGACAAUUGGCGAUCAAUACUUAAAAAGGAACUUCAUAAUAUUAUACAAGUUCCACAUGUACUAUACUGGAUGGAGAUACUGAGCUUCAUUGGAGGUGUACCACGAGCAAUCACUGGCCUUCGGGCUAUUCCACGCCAGAGACUUGAAGAGGAGGUCCAAAACGGCAUAAACGAAAUCCAACGAUUCUUGAUGGCGUUUUCAGUGCCGAUUCAGGACAGCGCUCCACACAUCUACAUCUCUGCGCUUCCUUUUACUCCGACAAAGUCGAAUCUGCAUAUAGAGGGCCUCAAAAUGCAUAGGAAUACUCUGGAAGUAACUCGAGGGCUCGAAGCAACGUAUCCUGGGCUGCCUAUAGCUCUUCGAGGUCACCAAGACUCGGUCUACGCCGUCGGAUUCUCGCCAGAUGGCUCACGGAUCGUCUCUGGCUCGUCCGACAACACGAUUCGACUAUGGGAUGCAAACACUGGUCAGUCAUUGGGAGAGCCACUCCGAGGUCACCAACGCUCGGUCAACGCCGUCGGAUUCUCGCCAGAUGGCUCACGGAUCGUCUCUGGCUCGUCCGACAACACGAUUCGACUAUGGGAUGCAAACACUGGUCAGUCAUUGGGAGAGCCACUCCGAGGUCACCAAGGCUGGGUCAACGCCGUCGGAUUCUCGCCAGAUGGCUCACGGAUCGUCUCUGGCUCGUGGGACGAGACGAUUCGACUAUGGGAUGCAAACACUGGUCAGUCAUUGGGAGAGCCACUCCGAGGUCACCAAGGCUGGGUCAACGCCGUCGGAUUCUCGCCAGAUGGCUCACGGAUCGUCUCUGGCUCGUCCGACAAGACGAUUCGACUAUGGGAUGCAAACACUGGUCAGUCAUUGGGAGAGCCACUCCGAGGUCACCAAGGCUCGGUCUACGCCGUCGGAUUCUCGCCAGAUGGCUCACGGAUCGUCUCUGGCUCGUGGGACGAGACGAUUCGACUAUGGGAUGCAAACACUGGUCAGUCAUUGGGAGAGCCACUCCGAGGUCACCAAGGCUCGGUCAAGGCCGUCGGAUUCUCGCCAGAUGGCUCACGGAUCGUCUCUGGCUCGUCCGACAACACGAUUCGACUAUGGGAUGCAAACACUGGUCAGUCAUUGGGAGAGCCACUCCGAGGUCACCAAGGCGCGGUCAAGGCCGUCGGAUUCUCGCCAGAUGGCUCACGGAUCGUCUCUGGCUCGUCCGACAAGACGAUUCGACUAUGGGAUGCAAACACUGGUCAGUCAUUGGGAGAGCCACUCCGAGGUCACCAAGGCUCGGUCUGCGCCGUCGGAUUCUCGCCAGAUGGCUCACGGAUCGUCUCUGGCUCGUGGGACAAGACGAUUCGACUAUGGGAUGCAAACACUGGUCAGUCAUUGGGAGAGCCACUCCGAGGUCACCAAGGCUGGGUCUACGCCGUCGGAUUCUCGCCAGAUGGCUCACGGAUCGUCUCUGGCUCGUGGGACAAGACGAUUCGACUAUGGGAUGCAAACACUGGUCAGUCAUUGGGAGAGCCACUCCGAGGUCACCAAGGCUGGGUCAAUGCCGUCGGAUUCUCGCCAGAUGGCUCACGGAUCGUCUCUGGCUCGGAAGACAAGACGAUUCGACUAUGGGAUGCAAACACUGGUCAGUCAUUGGGAGAGCCACUCCGAGGUCACCAAGGCUCGGUCAACGCCGUCGGAUUCUCGCCAGAUGGCUCACGGAUCGUCUCUGGCUCGGAAGACAAGACGAUUCGACUAUGGGAUGCAAACACUGGUCAGUCAUUGGGAGAGCCACUCCGAGGUCACCAACGCUCGGUCAACGCCGUCGCGUUCUCGCCAGAUGGCUCAUGGAUCGUCUCUGGCUCGUACGACUACACGAUUCGACUAUGGGAUGCAAACACUGGUCGGUCAUUGGGAGAGCCACUCCGAGGACACCAAGGCUCGAUGGCUCACGGAUCGUCUCUGGCUCGUCCGACGACGAUUCGACUAUGGGAUGCAAACACUGGUCAGUCAUUGGGAGAGCCACUCCGACGUCACCAUGGCCUGGUCACCGCCGUCGGAUUCUCGCCAGGUGGCACACGAAUCAUCUCUGGCUCUCAGGACAUGACAAUCCAAGUGUGGAAUAACGACACCGAUGCCGAUGGGGAUAGCCUUGGCCAGGACUACAGAGAACUACCAGGAGGCUCUUACUUGGGAAUCGCUAUCCCUGGAUUUAUGCAGUGCUCUCUUUCGCAGGAUGGGUGGGUGUUAUCUUCCGGCAAACGUCUCUUCUGGGUAGUGUCCAUUACAGGCCGUGCAGCUCGCCUGACACAAUUGACCUUGGUCAUGACCACGACCCAGUGGCAAACUAUCCGACCGUUUCUGGACCGGAUAUCCAUACAAGUCAAGGAUUUAACAUCCAUAUCUGCCUCUUUUGUCCUCGCGGCUGCAAAUGCAAACGACGACGAUGUCGAUAGGCAAUUGGCCUCUUUGCAGCUCGAGGGCGACUCACCUAGCCCGUGCCAGCGGUCGAUUUCAGAGGUGUUGGCUCGAGGAUAUACCGUAAAGGUCAAUGGGAACAGCUGGAAUACGUAUAUUCUCCAUGUUGAAGACGAUGGAUCAGAGGCAGUCAUGAUUCUGUACGGAUUGCGGCCAGGAAGGCAGUAUGAAGUAGAUCUCACGAUUGAGCAAGGGGAAGACUCUCUGUGCAGAGAUUUUGUAACUCUGGACGACUCAGUAUCACCAGCCGCACAAAGCGAGCCCGAACUGGAGGAGACUCAUGCAGAUGUAUCCAUCUCGUCCACAGAUAUUGUUCCAUCGCGGGAUCUGACACCGCCCGUGACCCCCGAGUCUGCGUCUCCCCCCAGGAGGAUUACCAUCGAAGAGGAGCGAGCACGAUUGCAACUCGCCAAGACGUCGAUAUCUCAGGAGCACGAAUCUCUGUCCGCCCAACUCAAAAUGGCGCGAAAAGAGUCGCAGAAGACGGAAAACACGACGCGGGCAGAAAUAGAAGCACUGAAAAAGGCAGCGGAGAAGCAAGUUAUUACAGAUCAGCGUGCAAAGCAGCGAGUGCUUGCACUACAAGAAGCAGUCAAGCAGACACUCUCGGCCACCGUCGAGGUGGAAGCGCAGGCCCAGGAAGUUGAAGAAUCGUUACCUCGUGUUCGCGAUGAAGAAUCAACCGUCGAAGCAGAACAUACCCAAGUGCAGGAUCUUCUGAAUCAAAGGGAGGCAGAGAUCGACCAAGUACUUCGUGCGGAUAAGAAGCGAAUCGCCGACCUGCAAUCCGAGCUCACUACUGCCACAAACCGAGCUGAAAAACUUGCCGCCAAGCGCGACAAGCUUUCCAAGGAGACGAUUCCAGACCUCGAAAAGCAGCUGGCUGAGGUGCGAAAGGAGAUUGAAGAGGCAGAACUGGAGAACGAGCGUCUCUCCCAAAUUUUGAUACCGGAGGAUACUGGUGCACCUUCUGAUGUGCGGAAUGUCCUCCAGCAAGGUGCAAAUGGAAGAACAGGUCCACGCCGUAGUGGACCACCAGCCUUUGGCGUGCCCCAACCGGCACCUCAAUUCUCACCAAUCAACGCUGGAGCGGUUCCGUUCUAUCCUUCGCGUCAGCCUGGAGUCAUUUUGCGUGGCCCGCCACAACCACCACAGCCGACUCGACCAGGCAACGACUUUCGACCAUUUGAUGCGCCAAUCCCUCAUGGCGAUAUUCCUGGAGGCACCUCGUUUGCUCCUUUUCCUCCGCCGAUCAAUAGACCUGCACGAGAGAGCCAGUGA